AUGCAUCGGAAUCUGUACUCGCGUUCAGUGGCCCCUGAGCGCAGGGGAGUGGUGAGUCCUGGUUUACUUUUCCAGAACGCCUUCCGUGCCUCGUGGGGGAGUGGGGUGGAGGUGGCACGUGCAGCAGCUCCUGUGGGACUCGGGCUGCGGCAGCGGUGCCAGGCAGCUGCCAUCCACAGCCAGGAGGAGCAGCGCGGUGGCCGUGGCACCCGAGGACAGCGCAGCACACUGCGCUAUAGUGCCCGGGCGGCCGCCGCUUCCGUUGGGCGCUGGCGGGGUCGGGGCAUCGCGGGCAUAAUCCCUCGCUCACGUUUUCAGUUCUUUAGGAAUAACUCAAAACAGAGGUGCUGGGCACGGUGUGCUCCAGAGGUGGCAGAGAGGGCAGGAAGUGAGUCAGCGGGCGAGGAGCGGGAAACGAGGGAGGGGCCGGCCGCACACCGCACCGCUGCCCGGCCCCAUUCACAGGCCGGGGAGGACCAGGACGUCCGGAGGAGCCCUGCGGGGACACUAGGCACGCCUCGCGGCAGCCCUGCCACGGGCUUCGUCCCGCCCAGUUCGGAGGUGGGGCCGCCCCGGGCGAGGUGUGGGCGGGCCCUGGGGGCGCAGAGCCGGGCGCGAGGGGCCUGCCCGGGGCGGCAGAGACGGCCGCAGAGGCGCGCAGAGCCGGGGCAGGGGACGGCCGAGGCCAGUCUGAUCGAUGACUACAAAAACCUUCACAGCAGUGCCCCUGCCCCAGGCGCCUCAGCUGCUUCCCGGUGGCAGCCGUCUACUUACCACAACGGCAGGGCCUUUAGUGCUCGCUACCCUCGUCCGAGCCGGAGGGGCUUUUCUUCACACCGUGGGCCUGCGUGGCGCAAGAAAUACUCCCUGGUGAAUCGACCCCCAGGAUCCUCAGACCCACCUGGCGACCAUGCUGUACAGCCACCCCUUGGGGCCAGGGGCAGCCAGAGUCCUGACUCCCAGCAGUUUGUCCUUGAGAGACAGGUCCAGCUCAAUCCAGAUCAGAACAUGGUCAUCAAAAUUAAACCGCCAUCAAAGUCUGGCUCCAUUAGCACUUCAGGGGCCCAGCGGUGCUCUUUGCAAGAAUAUGAAGACACCCCCUGGAAUGACCAAAGACCCCAAGAAGGCGAGGGUGAGCCCCCUGGUGGGCAGCUGCAGCCCUUGAGGACAGGAAGAACCAGGGGGAGCUGCAGUGCAGAGGACUCCCUUUUGGUCUGCCAGAAGGAGGCUGGCAAGCCCCGGGUGGUGAAGUCUGUGGGCAGUGUGGGCAGCAGCCCCCUGGAGCCCCGGCGGACGGUCAGUGAGAGUGCAGUUGCCGCCAAGGCACACUUCCCGUCCUCCACCCUAUCCCCGCUCACUGUCGUGGCUGUGGGCCAGAAGGUGGGCUCUCAUUCUGUGGCCAGCUGUGCUGCACGGCUCCUUGAGGAUGGGAGAGUGAAUGCCACUCAUCCAGAUCAGCCAGGUACCUCUAGCUCAGCAGUGGGCCCGGCCAGACCAGCCUCAGGACCCAGGCAGGCCCAGGAGACCUCGAUGCUUGUGUCCUGUCAAACCAACAGGUUCCAGAAAAACAACUACAAAUGGGUAGCCACCUCAGCAAAGAGCCCCCGGGCCGCUCGGCGGUCCCUCAAUCCCAGAGCGGCUACAGAGAAUGUGUGCAAGGCCCUCUUCGAUGCCACAGGAAAGAUGGAGAGGCCACAGCUCAGAGCUGAUCCGGAGGCCAAGCCCAGGAAGCAGGCCCCAUCCUCCAAACCUGGGCCCUCACCCAGCAAGUACAAGUGGAAGGCCUCCAGCCCCUCUGCCUCCUCCUCUUCCUCCUUCCGUUGGCAGUCAGAGGCUGGCAGCAAGGACCAUGCCUCCCAGCUCUCCCCAGUCCCAUCUAGGUCACCCCCAGGGGACACACCAGCAGUGGGACCCAGUGGCUUGAAGCCUCUCUUUGGUGAGACUCCGCUCUCAGCUUACAAAGUGAAGAGCCGCACCAAGAUCGUGCGGAGGCGGGGGAGUACCAGCCUUCCUGGGGACAAGAAGAGCAGCCCCUCACCUGUCACCACUGCCAAGAGCCACCUCAGCCUCCGGCGCAGACAAGCCAUCCGGGGGAAGAGCAGCCCUGUUCUGAAGAAGACUCCCAACAAGGGCCUGAUGCAGGUGACCAGGCACCGGCUGUGCCGCCUGCCACCAAGCCGGGUUCACCUCCCUACCAAGGAAGGCCUAGAGCAGAGUGGAGUGCAGGCUGCGACAGCAGGGGUUGUGCCCCCCCAAGCCCACAGUGAGGAGACAGGCAGUGAGGAGUGUGGGAUUUGGAGGUCAGGGCCUUGGGCCAGGCACCGUGGGGAGCUGAGGGGCUGCCACAGGCCCUGGGAGAGGCCUCUGGGCAGCCAUGCUGGUCAGGAUGUGGAGCCUGCCAUGGUCGAGCUGGGCAAGCCUGAGGUGGGAAGGCAGGCACCCUCGCCAGCUCGUGGAGGAGCCAUGGGCCAUUCAGAGCUCCACCAGGACGGGCUGCUGGGGCCAGGAGGGGCUGAGAAGCAUCGGGGCAAGGUGGCCGGCUCUGGAGACUGGCAGGUCACCCUGCAUGAGGGUCUUGUGGGUGGAAGCAAGCUGCUGCCCUCCCCUCUCCCUUCUGUCCCCACUCAAGAGGCUGAACCCCAGGACCACACAACCACCGCUAUGAGGAGCACGGCUCACCCCUUUGCCCUGAAGCCCAUCCCAGGCUGCAGCCCUGCUCUGCUGCUGGUGUGA
Molecule: messenger RNA, 2733 nt
Organism: Galeopterus variegatus (Sunda flying lemur)
Lineage: Eukaryota; Metazoa; Chordata; Mammalia; Dermoptera; Cynocephalidae
Gene: ZC3H3
Product: zinc finger CCCH-type containing 3
Exons: 9
Coding region: 1-2733 (910 amino acids)
Cellular component (GO): nucleus
Source: RefSeq, a predicted model, not a curated record